GGGGUCUCGGGGCUGACACUGCCUCUGACGCUGGCGCGCUGGCCCGGCACAGCGGUCUCGCGGGUGGUGUUGGCUGUAGCUGCGGUUGACAUCAGGAGAGACCAGUCCCUGGAGAAGGACAUCAUGCUAGAAGGUCAUCGAAAAAGAGGAACACCCUCAAUGAGAUGGAUUGACACAGUGGCCACAACAAUGGGCUCAAGCAUAACAACGAUUGUGAGGAUGGCACAGGACCAGGCGGUGUUUGGUUCUGUUGUGCAUAGGGUCACUAUGAGUCUGAACUGACUCAGCAGCACCUAAAGACAAUAGAUAUAGAGGCAUUGUGCUGGGCCCUGAAAUGUAAAAAUGUAGAAAACCUCAUGAACUUAUAGUUUCAAGGAGGAAUAGGACAUGAAACAAUUCUCCCUCCAAGAGCCUGCUCAUAAUGGUUUCUCAGAAACAUUUUUAAAAAUUAUCCGAUCACAGCAUAAUAAAUACUGUAAAGAAUUAGAAGCAUGUGCAGUGGGAGCACAGAGAAGGCAGUGACUGUCUGCACUUAGAGGGGUAGGGAAGGCUGCUUAGAAUAAGUGAACCUUCAGUGAUGAAGUGGAGUUGGUGGAGAUUGAGGAAAGGAGACAUCUUGGCUGAAGGUGGCCUCUUCUGGGAAUGACAGGCAGUUUGGGGCAUGAUGGGGGAGUGGUGGAGCCCUGGUGGCGUAGUGGUAAAGAAUUUGGCUGCUAACGAAAAGAUUGGCAGUUUGAAUCCAACAGCCACUCCUUGGAAACCUUAUAGGGCAGUUCUGCUCUGUCCUAUAGGGUCAUAAUGAGUCGGAAUCGACUCAACAGCAAUGGGUUUGUUUUUUAUUUGGUUUAGGGGAGUGGCAAGAAGCUGGAAGAAGUGUGUUGAGAUCAAAAUAUGUAGAGGCUUAGGUGCGAUUCUGAGAAAAUUAUGAUGGAUUAUAAGGAGACUAAUUGAAUCAGCUAUUUUUUUUUUAGCUGUACUGUGGAGACUAGACUGUAGACUGACAGGGUUUAAGGAUCAUUCAGUUCAUUCAUUAAUAAAACAUUAAUGUGUAUCGUGUCCAGCUACUGUGUUGGAGGCUGGGCAUACAGCUUGGAAUAAAAUAGGCCUGGUUACUGCCCUCAUGGGAGUUUACGGUCUAAAUCAGCAAGUGAGCAGUUAGGCUCCUGCAGUGGUUCUCAAAGUGUAGUCCCCAGUUCAGCAGCAUCAGCCUCUUUGGAGAACUUGUUAGAAAUGCAAAUUCUUGGGCUAUACCACAAACCUACUGAGUCAGAUACUCUGGGGGCAGGGCCCAGCAAUCUGUUUUCACAAGCCCUCCAGGCGAUUCUGAUGCUUACUAAAGCUUGAGAACCACUGGGCUACGGUAACAUAGCAAGCUGUACUGAGGGGCUACCCCAAAGCUGAGGCAGUAGGGGCCAGAAAGGAGUGGGCUGACUUGAGAGGGAUCUUGGAGACAGGCUUCUUUGCUUCAGGACAUGAACAGUUAAGGGUGAAGCUUGGGCCACUGGUCUGAGAUCAGACUGCAGUAAGUGAUGGAGCCAGGUGUGAGCCCACGUGUGCCUUGUCACCAAAGCCUACACUUUUCCACACCUCCCUUCACAUAGGGCUCUGUCUGGCAGAGCCUCCCAACCUUUUUCAGAUCAUAGGCCACACAGGAAAUGGUAAUACUCGUACAGUGCACAGGGAAGAUGGAUGAGGCUGCUUGAGGUAGGAGGUGAGCAGUUGGAGGACUUGAGGCUGCUAAAGGCUGGCGGUAACCACCUGGGGAUUCCAGCUACCCAGAGCUGAGAGGAAUCAGCAACCCAUAGAGCUUUGCUCUAUGGGGUAUGCCUAGAAGUACUCUCUAAAUUUGGCAGUGUAAGUCAAGAACCAUAAAAGAGUUCAUACCCUUUAACUCUUAAUUCCAUUCCUGCAAAUCUCUCCCAAGUAUGUUGUUGUUGUUGUUGUUAGGUGCCGUCAAGUCGGUUCCGACUCAUAGCGACCCUGUGCACGACAGAAUGAAACACUGUCCAGUCCUGCGCCAUCCUUACAAGUAUAUAACCAAAAAAUACCUGAAAAAAGCCUUGUGCUCAUCUUAGGGGAAGGACAAACCAGUCCCUGGCAGACUCACCUCCAGAAGUGAUAGAAAAGUAGAAGAACAUUCAGCCCCAGGGUGAGCCACUCCUGUGCACACAGGAACAUGAUCCAGAAGAGGCUGUGGAUGAAAUAUUCUGGCAGCACCAGCUGAAGAGGGAGUAGAGACACGGGCCUGGGUUAGAGGGAGGAAAAGCCACUCCUGCUUCUACGGCAGCUGACUUCUGCCUGGACCCAGCCUCCAACGUGCUGGUGGCAUGAGCCCUCCCUGCAGCAGCACAGAGUCCCUGCCCCAGGACUGGGAACUGACAAGUUCCCCUCUUUGUAGUACCACCCAGCCAGUUGCCAGCUGAGUUGAUUCCGACUCAUGGCAACCCCAUGCGUGUCAGGGUAGAAUUGUGCUCCAUAGGGGUCUCAAUGCCUGAUUUUUCAGAAGUGGAUACCACGCCUGUCUUCAAAGGUGUCUGGGUGGACUUGAAUCACCAGCCUUCAGUUAGCAGCCGAGCACUUAACCAUUUGCCCUACCCAAGAGUUCAUCUUAGAUUGUGUUUAAGGGGAAGACUGACAGCUCUCCAGUAGUGGGGGGAUUGUUUUUUAUACAGUCACUCAGUGAAAUGUUGUACUGCCAUUAGAAAUAUUUUGUAAAAUCAUGAAGAAAGGAUGUCUAGUAAACUCCUGCUGUGUGCUGAAGAUAACAGUGGUGAGCAAGUCAGAUGUGGUUCUUGCCCGCACAGAGCUGAGUGUCUGGGGGGGAAAUAGGCAGCCAAGUGAGCAAUAACCUGAAAGGGUGAUUGGUGUCUGAUAGGGGAUGGAAGAGUGGGCUGCUGCAGGAGAAGCCAGUCUUUUGGAGUAUGGAGAGGGGUCAGGGAAGGCUUUCUGGGGGACAGGAUGGUAAUCCUAAGGCCUGGAGGGUGAAUAAGGAUGAAUAGAUGUCACUAGGCAAAGGGGAGGGGAGUGUUCUAUGCAGAGGGGACAGUGUUAAGAAUUAGGGUGAUACAGCGGGAACACAAAGCGGGCAGUGCUGAGAGAUGAGGCCAGAGGGGCCCAGCAGCCACCUCACAUGGGGCCAUGUACACCAUGAAGGUCACACAUUUGGAUCUUAUUCUAAGGGCAUUAGGAAGCCAUUGGAGGAUUUUAUGCAAGAAAAACUAUUCCUGGCUGUGUUUUGGAAGCAUCUCCCAUGGCUUCAGUGUGGCAAGCAGAUUGGUGCAGGGCAGGAAUGGAAGUCAGGAGACCCAUGAGGAGGCUGCUACAGUAUGCCAGGCGCGAAUGCUUCCUUGUGCUGUGGUGUAAUGGGAAGACUGCUGACAAGAUGGAGAACGUUGCCCGUCCUGGCCACCUGCAGUCGCCACCUCUCCGGGUACGUUCCCUGCAGGCUUCACCACCGUACCCUAGGGAGAGGGAAGCACUUGGUGCUGUCCCGCAUGUUCCAGCCGCAGAACCUGCGGGAAGACCAGGUGCUGUCCCUGGAAGGCAGAUCUGGGGACCUGACCUGUAAGAGCCAGCGGCUGAUGCUUCAGGUGGGCCUGAUCCACCCGGCGAGCCCCGGCUGUUACCACCUUCUGCCUUACACUGUGCGUGCCCUGGAGAAGCUCGUGCGGGUGAUAGACCAGGAGAUGCAGGCCAUCGGGGGGCAGAAGGUCAACAUGCCCAGCCUGAGCCCAGCAGACCUCUGGCGAGCCACCAAUCGGUGGGACCUGAUGGGCAAGGAGCUUUUAAGACUUAGAGAUAGACAUGGGAAGGAAUACUGCUUAGGACCGACUCAUGAGGAAGCCAUCACAGCUCUGGUUGCCUCCCAGAAGACACUGUCCUACAAGCAGCUUCCUUUCCUGCUAUACCAGGUGACAAGGAAGUUUCGGGAUGAGCCUAGGCCCCGCUUUGGGCUUCUCCGUGGCCGAGAGUUUUACAUGAAGGACAUGUACACCUUCGACUCCUCCACAGAGGCCGCCCAGCAGACCUACAGCCUGGUGUGUGGUGCCUACUGCAGCCUGUUUAGCAGGCUGGGGCUGCCGUUUGUCAAGGUUCAGGCUGACGUGGGCAGCAUUGGGGGCACGAUGUCUCAUGAGUUCCAGUUACCGGUGGAUGUUGGCGAGGACCGGCUUGCAGUCUGUCUCAGCUGCAGCUUCUCAGCCAACAUGGAGACACUAGACUUGUCACAGACGCACUGCCCUGUGUGCCAGGGACCACUGACUGAAACCAAAGGCAUUGAGGUAGGGCACACAUUUUACCUGGGCACCAAGUACUCCUCCAUUUUUAAUGCCCAGUUUACCAAUAUCUAUGGCAAACCAUCGCUGGCCGAAAUGGGGUGCUAUGGCUUGGGUGUGACGCGGAUCUUGGCUGCUGCCAUUGAAGUACUUUCUACAGAGGACUGUAUUCGCUGGCCUGGCCUCCUGGCCCCUUACCAAGUCUGCCUCAUCCCCCCUAAGAGGGGCAGCAAGGAGGAGGCGGCCACGGAGCUCAUGGGGAGCCUGCACGACCAUAUCGCCGAGGCACUGCCACAGCUUCACGGCGAGGUCCUGCUGGAUGACAGGACUCAUCUGACCAUUGGAAACAGACUGAAAGACGCCAACAAGCUUGGCUACCCCUUUGUGAUAAUUGCUGGCAAGAGGGCUCUGGAGGACCCUUCACAUCUUGAAGUUUGGUGCCAGAACACUGGUGAGGUGGUCUUUCUUACCAAAGAGGGGGUUGUGGAAUUACUGAGCACAGUGCAGGUUGCCUAAAUGCCCCUAUUUUUGGCUGGGUUCUCUAGAGAAGCAAAACCACUGAAGCGUCUGUAUAGAGAGAGAGAGAGAUUUUAUCAAGGAAAUGGCUCACGUGGUUCUAGAGGCUGAAAGUCCCAAGUCCGUGGACCAGGCUGGAAGCUUCUCCAAGCUCACAAAGCUGCAGGGACUGGCAAACCCAAGAUCAGCAGGUCAGACAGCAGGCCCUGGCUCCCAGGCUGCGGAGGCCAAUGAAUCCCAAGAUCAGCAGGUAAGACAGCAAGCCGCUGGCUUACAGACUGUGGAGGCUGACAAAUCCCAAGAUUGGCGAGUAAGCUGGCAGGCUGCUGGCUUACAGACUGCUGAGGCUGAUGAAUCCCAAGAUCGGCAGGUAAGCUGCUAGCUCAAGUCCCAAGAACUGGAGGUCAGAUGAACAGGAGCGAGCUACAGGAUCCAGAGCGAGCAAAAGCCCACAAGCCUUGCCAGAAAGUCCACCUAUAUUGGAUGCAGGCCACACCCCCAAGGAAACUCCCUUUUAACUGAUUGGCUACUCACAGCCUUAUGGAGGUGAUGAUAUUAUAUCAGAUCUCAUGGAGGUGCCAAGCUAUAUCAUAACUGCCAAACCAGUGAGAGUCAUGACCCAACCAAGUUGUCCACAGCCCUACCCCUGCCCCCAUCCUGCAUCCUUGGUGUUCACUCUGAGGCCGCAUUUUCCUAGGGUCUCUGGGCUGGCCUCUCCAGAAACAGGGCAGCUCCUGAAAGAUGAUGCUGUGUUUCCAGUACCUAUUGCUGUUGAGUCCACUCUGACUCAUAGUGACCCCGUGUGUGUCAGAGUAAAACUGCUGCACAGAGUUAUCAGUGGCUGAUUUUUGGGAAGUAGAUUGCCAGCUUUUCUUCUGAGGCACUUCUAGGUAGACUCAAACCACCAACCUUUCAGUUAAUAGCUGAAUAUUUAACUGCACCACCCAGGAACUCCUCAAGACUGUGUUAGGGAAACCAGUUUUUAUCUCAGUCAUUUGUUCACACUGUUUGUAUUUUAAGUUAUUAACGUGAUCUGUUUGUCUGGAUUGGCCAAGCCACCACAUACCAUUCCUCUUAUAUGCUACUGGCGGAAGCUUCUGUUAGGAGGCAAACAAGAAGGAAACCCGGGUUCCAGUUUUGUCCCUGGGAUGAGCCGCUGUCCUCAGCUGAGUUUCCCUCCCGGUUCUGCCAUCUGUGACCACAGGCCUCUUGCUGCUAGGCCCAGAGGGCAGGCCCUUCAGCCCUCCCACACUGAGCAGUGGGCUGAGUGUGUGGGCAAAAGAAUCAGGAGAUCUGACCCUGCCACCAAAUCACUGGUGACUUGGGCAUGUCCCUUUCUCUUCGGGGGCCUCUGUUUCUCAUCUGUAACAUGAGAAAAUGGUAUUAGAUUUGUCAAGUCCCAACAGCUGUCCCAGGGUGGUUCCAUGACAGGUCCGUGACAGGUAGAGCUGGUUUCCCUGACCCUCCACAGUCUAAGCUAACUGGCAAGUUGAUAUAGUUAGCUGAUGGCUCAAGCCAAAAACUGCUCCAGAGACCUGGCCCUAUUGAGGCAGCUUAAGCUCUCCAGAUCAUGUUGUAUUGAUUGAAUAAAGUCAAACUGUUGAAAUGCG
This is a messenger RNA of Loxodonta africana (African savanna elephant), 6400 nucleotides long. RefSeq names its product prolyl-tRNA synthetase 2, mitochondrial (gene PARS2). The record is from RefSeq and is a predicted model, not a curated record. Gene Ontology annotation, biological process: prolyl-tRNA aminoacylation. The coding region runs from base 3327 to 4790 and encodes 487 amino acids. NCBI's taxonomy places the organism in Eukaryota, Metazoa, Chordata, Mammalia, Proboscidea, Elephantidae. The transcript has 3 exons. Gene Ontology annotation, molecular function: ATP binding; proline-tRNA ligase activity. Gene Ontology annotation, cellular component: cytoplasm; mitochondrion.